GGAGAGAGAGAGAGAGAGAGAGAGAGAGAGUUUUGAUGUUAUUUGUGACGGAAUCCCCUCUUCAGUCUCCAAGAAUCCGGAGCGCGGUGCAAAUAAGAGGAGGAGGAGGAGGAGGAAGAAGAAGAAGACAGGAGAAAAGGAGAAGAGACGGCGGAGGAGGAGGAGGUGGUGGAGGAGGAGGAGGCGCGCGGACCUGUCCACGAGCUCUCUCUCACUGCGGAACGCGCGCGGGGCUGCCGCUGGAGAUUCCAAAAAAAAACCCCACGCUUGUUUUGGAUCCGAGGUGGUCUGACUGACACAGUUAUUUUUUGGGGUGUUUUUUUUCUCCCCCAUUUUUUUUUUUAUUUUGGUUUAUUUAUUUAUUGUUCUUUAUGUGGAACGGACCGCGUUUGACAUCGAGAGGAAUACCUUUUUACCCGAGGAGGGGGAGAGGGGGAGGAGGAGGAGGAGGAGGAGGAAGGAGGUGGAGGGCGCAGGUCUUCAGAACCAGACAGGUGGAUUUAUCUGAUUUGGGUGUUUUUUAUUUAUUAAUAUUAUUAUUUUUGGGGGGGAAGGGAGAGAGAAGCUAAUGGAUUAACCGGCCGGUGAGGAGUCGUUUUGUGACCCCCACCCCCCCCACCCCACUCCUGCCGAGGGCACCGGAAUGGAGUAACAGGCUGCAAUGUCAUCUCCACCUGGCCGCCUGGAGAGAUGUGUCACGGGAAUGGGAACAAGUUCGAACACUUUUGCUCUGCUUUCACUGACGCUGUGAGAAGGAACCGAAAUGCCAGUGCCCCUAAGCGCACGGGUCGUGGCGGGCCCCCGCGUGGGCCCUCGACCCACAGAAGUGAGGAUAAAGCCCAGCAWCCAUCGCACGGACUCCGAAGACGAAGGCGCAAAAGCUCCCCAACUCCAGAGCCGCAGCAGCCGCGCCGCGUUGUGACACCAAAGGGUAUGAUGGGUGUAGUGGGCUGGAUGUUGCUCCUACUCUCUUCAAUCAUGGUGCCUGCGGCAUCCCAGAAGCCUUCAGGGCUCAGUGUGGGGGUGAUACUGGGCCAGACGCGUCCAGUAUCCGACCAGGAGCUCCGUCAUCCUCGGCGCCCCGAGGACACUGUUGACGUCAGCGUCAUCACACUGAAGAUGAACCAGACUGACCCCAAGUCUGUGAUCACGCAGGUGUGUGAGCUUCUGUCUCGCUCUCAUCUCCACGGCCUUGUCUUUGCUGAUGGCACCGAUCAGGAGGCCAUAGCCCAGAUCCUUGACUUCCUGUCUGUUCAGACACAGCUUCCAGUUCUCGGGGUCCAUGGAGGAUCGUCUAUGAUUAUGGCUGACAAGGACGAGAACUCCACGUUCUUCCAGUUUGGUGCGGCGCUGCAGCAGGAGGCGCUUCUCAUGCUUGCAAUCAUGGAGGAGUACGACUGGCAUGUCUUCUCCAUUGUAACUUCCAAGUUCCCAGGUUAUCAGGACUUCAUCAGCACGCUGAGGGUAACUGUGGAUCACAGCUUUGUACGCUGGGACCUGCAGAGUGUCGUGACGCUAGAAGCUGUAGACGGCGACCCCAACUCGAAAUCACACAUAGCCCUCAAGAGGAUACAGAGCCCUGUUAUUCUGCUGUACUGCUCCAAGGAUGAGGCAGUAUAUAUCCUGGAGGAAGCUCGGUCGUUAGGACUGAUAGGAGCUGGUUACAUCUGGAUUGUGUCAAGUCUCACCACUGGAAACACAGACUUUACCCCUGAGGUGUAUCCCCUGGGUAUGAUUUCCGUGUCCUACGACGACUGGGAGUACCCGCUGGAGAUGCGGGUGCGGGACGGGGUGGGCAUCCUUUCCACUGCAGCCUCCUCCCUGCUACGAGAGAAGGACGGGCUGCCGGAGGCCCAGAGCAGCUGCUUCAGCUCGCCGUCGGACUGGGGCCCCGGGAAGGUCCCACCUAGUGCCCUGCGCAGACACAUGAUGCAUGUGUGGAAYGAAGGACGAGAUCUGUCCUUUACUCCAGAUGGUUACCAGGCCAACCCCAGAUUGGUUGUCGUCGUCUUGAACAGUGAAAGAAAGUGGGAGAAGAUGGGCCGCUGGGAGAACGGGACACUGUCACUGAUGUUCCCCGUGUGGCCGAGGUAUAACGCCCACGGGGAUGAGGACGCCGAUGAAAACCACCUCUCCAUCGUCACUCUGGAGGAGAAGCCUUUUGUCAUUGUCGACAACGUGGACAUCCUAACUGGCACCUGCAUGAGGAACUCUGUGCCCUGUCGUAAACAUAUCAAACUUAACAGCACAUCAAUGGGAGGCGCUUAUAUCAAACAGUGCUGCAAGGGGUUUUGUAUCGACAUUCUGAAGAAAAUUGCCAGGAACGUCAAGUUUACUUACGAUCUCUACCUGGUCACCAACGGAAAACAUGGGAAGAAGAUCAACAACGUGUGGAACGGCAUGGUUGGAGAGGUGGUGUAUAAGAAGGCCAUCAUGGCYGUCGGGUCGUUGACCAUAAACGAAGAGAGGUCAGAGGUCAUUGACUUCUCUGUGCCCUUCGUCGAGACUGGGAUCAGCGUCAUGGUGUCACGGAGCAAUGGAACCGUCUCGCCUUCUGCCUUUCUUGACCCACAUGGCCCAUCAUUCACCAUCGGUAAAGCCAUAUGGCUGCUGUGGGGUUUGGUAUUCAACAACUCUGUGCCCGUGCAGAACCCAAGAGGCACCACCAGUAAAUUCAUUGUGUCCGUUUGGGCCUUCUUUGCUGUCAUCUUCCUGGCCUCCUACACUGCCAACCUGGCUGCCUUCAUGAUCCAAGAAGAGUUUGUGGACCAAGUCACUGGACUGUCUGACAAAAAGUUCCAGAGCCCGUACUCGUACUCCCCUCCAUUUCGCUUUGGGACGGUUCCCAACGGCAGCACCGAGCGCAACAUCAGGAAGAACUAUCCGGACAUGCAUCAGUACAUGACGAAAUACCACCAGAACGGCGUCACGGACGCACUGGUCAGCCUCAAGACGGGAAAACUUGAUGCCUUCAUUUAUGAUGCUGCAGUCUUGAACUACAUGGCGGGCAGAGACGACGGCUGCAAGCUGGUGACGAUCGGCAGUGGUUACAUUUUUGCCACCACAGGUUAUGGAAUUGCUCUGCAGAAAGGAUCCUACUGGAAGCGUUUGGUCGACCUGGCCAUACUCAGCAUCAUAGGAGACGGUGAGAUGGAGGAGCUGGAGGCACAGUGGCUAACUGGGAUCUGCCACAAUGAAAAGAAUGAGGUCAUGUCCAGCCAGCUGGACGUGGACAACAUGGCGGGGGUCUUCUACAUGCUGGCUACAGCCAUGGGCCUCUCUAUCCUCACCUUCAUCUCAGAGCACCUUUUCUACUGGAGGCUGAGAUACUGCUUCACCGGGGUCUGCUCUGGAAGACCUGGAAUGCUCUUCACGAUCAGCAGGGUGAGAUGAUAGAAACACAUCUAAUGACACAUUUUCUCUGCAGGAGGCCAUUUUCAGGGAUUCAAACUUGUGCUUGACAGCCUUGUGUUGGUCCAGAUUUGGUAUGCGGGGUGCAGCUUUCUCCACCUUUGUUGCCAGUUUGAAUUCGCAGCACUCAAAGCUGUUUCCCUAUCAAACACAAUCGCUUAAAGUGCAGCAACUUGACUUCACAGCAUUGAUUCAGGCUGUGAGGCACCGAAACCCGGUGCAAACACCAAUAUCAGAGCAGGGAAAGGAAGUGUUGGGCAAAAAAUAUUGACAGAACAGCUGAACAACAGAAUGUGUAAAAUCAAAUGAGGAGUGGCUUUACAAACUCUUUCAAAUCUGAUGGAAGAGUAAAACAAAACUAAGUGCUUUAUUGCAAUACAGUUUUUUCUUCUUCUUUUUAAACAUUUGUUUUAACUUUA
Austrofundulus limnaeus is the source of this 3830-nucleotide messenger RNA. RefSeq names its product glutamate receptor, ionotropic, N-methyl D-aspartate 2A, b (gene grin2ab). NCBI's taxonomy places the organism in Eukaryota, Metazoa, Chordata, Actinopteri, Cyprinodontiformes, Rivulidae. Gene Ontology annotation, molecular function: signaling receptor activity; ligand-gated monoatomic ion channel activity. The record is from RefSeq and is a predicted model, not a curated record. Gene Ontology annotation, cellular component: membrane. Gene Ontology annotation, biological process: monoatomic ion transport.